AUGAACUUGAAUCUUAGCUCCAGCUCAAAUCCGGACCGAAUCCGGACCUCUUUAAUCCUCCCGACACUUCCGGCUAGAAUCUCAAACACCUGCAAGCGGCACAUUCCAGGAGGACUCGAAGGGUUAAUGACUGGCAAGGAUGGCUUGUCCUCGUCCUUUGUGGAGACCGUAGCGGGAUUCACGGCCGGAAUCGCUUCGACGCUCUGCCUGCAUCCGCUAGAUCUGAUCAAGACUCGACUUCAAGUCGACCGGUUAUCCUCUUCACGAGUCGGCGGUUCAGUCCCAGUGAUUCGCGAGAUCUUUCAGAAUGAGGGCGGCAUUAAAGCCUUUUACAGAGGCCUGACACCCAACAUAUUUGGGAAUUCCACAAGUUGGGCGCUCUACUUCUUGUGCUACGGCAACAUCAAGGGCGUGAUGCGCAGCUGGCGUAGUGGUUCUCAAGACCAGGCCCUCACCUCGGCCGACUACUUCCUAGCCUCAGGAUCCGCAGGGAUGUUGACAUCCGCGCUAACCAAUCCGAUCUGGGUGAUAAAAACCCGCAUGCUGUCGACGGGAUCCCAGAGCCCCGGGGCAUACGCGUCGUUCACGACGGGUGCGAAGGAAAUUCUUCGCUCGGAGGGUAUUGCGGGCUUUUAUCGGGGUCUGGUUCCAGCCCUGUUUGGAGUUAGCCAUGGUGCACUUCAAUUCAUGGCGUAUGAGCAGUUGAAACUGCAUCGCUCCCGGAUGGCUCCUUCGGCCGGAACAACCGGCGUUCGACGGGAUGCUGAUUGGAGCCAUGUGUCGUCGUCGGACGCGGCCCGGUCGGGGAUACGGGAGCUGGGAAAUGUGGACUUAUUCGUGAUCUCGAGCUUGUCAAAACUAUUCGCCGGGUGUGUUACCUAUCCGUAUCAGGUGUUGCGGUCUCGUUUACAGACAUAUGAUGCUCACCUCGUGUAUUCGGGCGUCAGGGAUGCCGUUGCUCAGAUUUGGGCUAGAGAAGGUAUCACUGGCUUCUAUAAGGGUCUUGGCCCCAAUUUGCUGCGCGUGUUGCCCAGUACGUGGGUCACUUUCCUGGUGUAUGAAAAUACAAGAGCGUAUCUACCAAGGUUGUUUUCCAACCUUCGAUAG
Aspergillus welwitschiae is the source of this 1107-nucleotide messenger RNA. RefSeq names its product putative mitochondrial folate carrier protein Flx1. Gene Ontology annotation, molecular function: FAD transmembrane transporter activity; folic acid transmembrane transporter activity. The record is from RefSeq and is a predicted model, not a curated record. NCBI's taxonomy places the organism in Eukaryota, Fungi, Ascomycota, Eurotiomycetes, Eurotiales, Aspergillaceae. Gene Ontology annotation, biological process: nucleotide transport; folate import into mitochondrion. The transcript is spliced from 3 exons. Gene Ontology annotation, cellular component: mitochondrion. The coding region runs from base 1 to 1107 and encodes 368 amino acids.